GUAGCUGUCUCUGUCUGUAGCGUGUAGCAUAGUAAACAACAUCAGCAUACAAUGUGAACUAAUAGUCCGAUUUCUAAACACUGGCGCUAGAAAUUGUUAGCGUUUCUAAGUAUUCACAGUAAUCUAAAUUCCAGCCUAAGUAUUGGGUGCGGUAGACGGACUCGACGAGAAUUUUUUGCUCAACUUUAAAAGCGUGAAAGGAAUCCUUUGGCGCCAUUAGAGUUACCCGCAUCGUGUAUUGGAAACACCGGUUAGAUAAUUCCUUUGAAACGAGUCUUCAAUCAUCGCACCUCGACGUAUUUAUUUUUUAACGCCCGCGAAUAUACAAGUGUGGUUGGUUUAGCGGCAUUCAGCCAGUCACCGCUCAGACAACACACGGUAGACAUUCGCGUCGCGCGCAAGCGAACAGUUUUCCCGCCGCAAAUUGAAAAGCGCACGUUCUGAAUUCAAGUUCCUCGCCAGCUAUUGGUGCAGUUUAAAUAAUGCCUAAAAAGAAAUAGUAUUAAUACUUUGCUUUAAUUUAUUAACUGGAUCACGUGUGAAGUUGUGACUUUAAGAACCACAUGCUUACAGUGUCUACGUUAUCGCGUACAAAAAUCCUGUGAUAUUAUUUUGCUGUGAAACUUAGUUAUAAAAACUCUAGUGGAACAAAACUCUAAAUAAUUUGACAUUUACGGUUUCGUGAAAUUGUAUUUCGCGAAACAAUAAACAAAAAUUCUUUAUGAUAGGUCCAUAUAUGAAGUGUCAACAUUUCUACCCCAAACAUUAUGAUUUACAAAUGGAUAUUAUGAUAAGAGUGAAGUGCUGUCAAGAAACUAAAAACCCAAAGUGACGAAGUGCCCUGUAGGUGUCUGUUGUGCUACCGUUCCGUUGCCUUCCCCUUACCCAUUUAGUAUUCAAAAUGUCUGACAAGACCUCGUCGUCGGUCGGCCCGCGGAGUUUCGAAACGAUUUCUGAGGAGGACCUCACCGCGUCGCCUUGGGAGAAACUGUUGGGAGAGGUGAACACUGCUGUUCCUACGAUAAUAAAGACUAAUGUGUCGAGUACAACAAUCUCUAGAAGCGGUGAGGAGGUGUCCAAGAACCCUCAAGCCGAGGAUCUGGAGGCGAACAAGUUGACGCGAUCCAAGAGCCUUAAUCAGCGAAGAAAUAGCAGCGGCCUCCUCAGCACGUUCCCUCGGCAGCUGAGACUCUCACUGCGAGGAGUUCGGAGCGAACCUUCAAGUGUCAAAGAUGUGCCUACGACCAGGAAUGACAGCUCUCUCAACCUCCUUCUUAGAUACCGUCAAGCCCGUUACGCAGCGAGACGCGUCCGAAAACGCGUCAUCUUCAAACAUGGAGACUGCAACGUCGUCCAAUGGAACGUGGCCAAGCGCAGGCGCCGAUACCUUCAGGACAUCUUCACGACCCUCGUGGACGCUCAGUGGCGCUGGACGCUGCUUGUGUUUGCGCUCUCUUUCAUCCUCUCAUGGUUACUCUUCGCUCUCAUCUGGUGGCUCAUCAUCUUCACCCACGGAGACCUCACCCCUCCCCCUCCCAACGAAAAUGUCACCUUCAUACCCUGCCUCAACAACGUCAAUUCCUUCACCGGCUGUUUCCUGUUCUCUGUUGAAACACAACACACCAUCGGUUAUGGCUCAAGAACAACCAACGAAGAGUGCCCGGAGGCUAUCUUCGUGAUGUGCCUCCAGAGUAUCGUGGGUGUCUUCAUCCAGGCUUUCAUGGUGGGAAUCGUGUUCGCAAAGCUCUCUAGGCCUAAAAAGCGUGCCCAGACCCUGCUGUACUCCCAGAAGGCUGUCAUUUGCUUGCGCGAUGGCCAGCUGUGUCUGAUGUUCCGUGUCGGAGACAUGAGAAAGUCCCAUAUAGUUGAAGCGCAUAUAAGAGCACAAAUAAUCCGCCGCAAGGUGGGUCUUAUAUUCGCGAAGCUGGCACGUGCAAAAAAGCGUAACACUACACUCCUCUUCUCUCGUAACGCGGUUAUAUGUCUGAGGGACGGGGAAUAUUGCCUGCUAUUCCGUGUUGGAGAUAUCCGCAAGUCGCACAUACUGGAAGCGCACGUGCGUGCCCAGCUUAUAAGGAAAAAGAUAACUAGAGAGGGUGAGGUGCUGCCGUUCUACCAGCAAGAGUUGAAGGUUGGUGCUGAUGGAGAGGAAGACAGACUGAUGUUCAUAUGGCCGAUGACCAUAGUCCACAAGAUCAAUGAGAAGUCGCCAUUGUAUAAUCUAUCCGCGUCCGACAUGCUCAGAGAGAGAUUUGAGAUCGUCGUUAUGUUGGAGGGUGUGAUAGAGUCCACUGGUAUGACCACUCAGGCUCGCAGCAGUUUCUUACCAUCCGAGAUCCUCUGGGGCCACCGCUUCGAAACCAUGGUCACGUUCAGGAAGGACACUGGAGAAUAUGAGGUUGAUUAUACCAGAUUUAACAAUACAUAUGAAGUGGACACUCCCCUGUGUUCCUCGAAGCAGCUGGACGAGUUGAGAGCAACAGUCUCGACCUCACAGAAAUUAGAUCGUAUGCUAGGCACCAUCCCGAAGACGUUCUCCGCGGACACCCUGGACCUGAGCUCCGUCGACUCCAUGUCCCUCGACGAACACAUAGAAAUCAAGAUCCCAGAAGCUCGAGCGCGGGAGAACAGGCUGAUGGCUCAGAACAACUUCGUUCAUCACAUCAAUGAGAAGUCUAGAAAUCCGAGCCACACACAUUUAGCAGUUGAAAACCUCCAGGAGAUUCAUAGGAACCCGGUUCCUAUAGAGUACAAGCACCCAGAAGUGAAGGAACAUAUGCACAGGAGUCAUAGUCACGCUAGUAUGAAGAAAGUCCACGGUCUGACCCCUAAUGGCAUCGGCCAUGCGGGUAACGGUCACACCGACCAUAAACAUGAUGACCACAAUAAAAUGAGAAAAUCCCCAAGUGAGAACCACAUAGGAAACAAACAGCCAGUGAUCCCGAUCUUGGUGACGUCACCGGCCCCAGAGCCCGCCUGACCCCUGCGAGACCACAACCCGCCCGCAGUCAUCGGCGCGCGGCUCAAGAAGCCACACGUCACCUUCUCACCCCACACAGAGAGCAUCGAGAAUAUACACCUAACCAUUGAUGAAGAGUAGAAGAUAUCCAAUAGAAAUUACUGCAAAGUUCAUAGGAAAAAAAAAUUAUAUGAGAAUUAGUAUGACUAAGUGACACUUUUAUGAUAUAGGUAGUAAGUUAGAAACUUUUUUGAUAUCAUUGCAAUUUUAUUAUACAGGAUGUAUCCUUCUGUAUUAAUGACGAAAUACGUGCUUGAGUGUUCAAUAAAAAAGUGUCGGUUACGUACUAGAGGUGUAUAAAGAAAAUGUUGUU
Molecule: messenger RNA, 3332 nt
Organism: Spodoptera littoralis (African cotton leafworm)
Lineage: Eukaryota; Metazoa; Arthropoda; Insecta; Lepidoptera; Noctuidae
Source: the annotation of a GenBank genome assembly